GCACACAAAUCAUGAGCGCGUUACAUCAGUGACGACGGUAACAAAGGUUAGGUGAGCCGUCAGUGAGGAACGUGGCGAGUCCGAGUGGCGUGUGAGUCGUGGCGCCGUACGCCAAGGAGAAGCGAGGUGUUCCGUCGCCGAAAAGAAGAAGAUCCGCACCAGCGGAUCGCCUCCAGCGAUCACCUUGACGCCGUCAUCGCCUGUCAUUCGACCACUAAUCCCACGUACACCGCGUCUGUGUUCGUUGCGUGCUCGACGGCCGACGAGAACGAGACGGAACGGAGACGGCAAAGAGACUACGCGAGGGGGGAGGUGACCAACCCCCUUCACUCUCCCGCUCCUCACUCUCUGUCAGUCAGUCAGUCUCUCCUCUCAGGCCUCCUUCCACGUCCACGAGGAAUUACCAAAAUGGUGGCGCGGUACAACGCGGGUGAUGUGUAGGCAGACCGCGGCUCGCAUCGCGUUCGUUUCAGGGAGGUGCGAGGUACGCGAGCGCAACUGCGCGAGGCCGACGACGGCAGCAUGGGCGACCCGAAGAGCCAGCACGGCGCGCAGGAGAUGAAAGGCUGGCUUUUCAAAUGGACGAAUUACCUGAAAGGUUACCAACGGAGAUGGUUCGUCCUGUCAAACGGCCUCCUGUCGUACUACAGGGCUGAACCAACAGGGGGGCCAAAGAUAUCAUCGCGACGCAAGCGGAGGGCUGGCAGAGCCUCCGAGAACCCCGCGGAGAUGUCCCACACCUGCCGCGGCACGAUUUCCUUACACGGGGCCUUAAUACACACGGUGGACGCCUGCACCUUCGUCGUGAGCAACGGCGGCACGCAGACCUUCCACAUCAAGGCGUCGACCGAGGUGGAGCGGCAGCAGUGGGUCACAGCCCUCGAGCUCGCGAAAGCCAAGGCCAUCCAAGCGAUGGAAUCUGCUUUAGUACUUCGGCGACGUUAUGCGGCGAAAUCUCUUUUAGAAGAAGAGGAGGAGGAAUAUCAAGAUAACGACAAUCAAAACGUAGAAACCGCGUCUGUGAUUAAGGAUCUAACGCGACGACUGGACGAUCUACAGGCGUGCAAUGACUUGAUGCUUAAGCAGGGAUCGGCGCUUCAACGAGCUUUGACCGAUUUGGAAAUGUUAGAACCUCCGUCCCCCGAAUUAGCGGCGAAAUUCAAGAUCGUCAGCGAACGAGCCACGCUCUUUCGGAUUGCGGCGAAUGCCAUGAUCAACACGGGCAGCGAUUACUUGCAAUUAGCCCAGCAACAAGAGCCUAAAUGGAAGAAGUUGCUGCAGCACGAGCGCGAUCAGAAGGUGCGGAUAGAGAAAAUGGUCGAACAGUUAGCUAGGCAACAUUCCCACCUGGAGGAAGCCGCGCAACACGCGAUUCCUUCGGCGACACAUGCGGGGGGACACAGACCUUCACAUCCCGCAGUUACGACGUCACCGUCAGAGGAUGAGGAGGACAACGCUGAAUUUUACGACGCCCAAGAAUCGGACACUUUCACGCUAACCAUACCCGCCACGAGCAAUUCGAUUUCCGCGAGAGAUCGCAACGAUUCUCAGGGUAGCGACGAUGGCUCAAGCUCGGAGGGUGAUCAGACGCCCUUGCCCGUCUCCGAUUCCACUGGCGCCGAUUCAUUCCUCAUUGUGACCGAUUCCACCGCGGCGCAGACUUCCUCGCGUGUCACGAACACAGACGACCUGGAUACCGCAGCUUGGCGAUCCAACAAUGGCAGCAGCAGCACCGGGAUGACCACCAAACGGAAGAGAAGGACUAGGGUACCUGAAAAACCAAACUAUCCCUUGAAUCUGUGGAGCAUAAUGAAAAACUGCAUUGGCAAGGACCUGUCCAAAAUUCCCAUGCCGGUGAACUUUUCGGAACCUCUCAGUAUGCUCCAACGGCUAACGGAAGACUACGAAUAUGCAGAUAUUCUUGAUAGGGCUGCAGAAUGUUCAGAUAGUUACGAGCAGAUGGCUUUUGUAGCCGCGUUCACCGUAUCUAGUUACGCUACAACCGCCGCUAGAACGGGAAAGCCUUUCAAUCCCCUUUUAGGCGAAACUUACGAAUGCGAUCGUACGGACGAUCUUGGAUGGCGCGCGAUUUCGGAGCAAGUGUCUCAUCAUCCGCCUAUGCUAGCUCAACAUUGCGAAGGGAAGAAAUGGCGAUGUUGGCAAGAGUUCACAAUGGCUUCUAAAUUUCGUGGAAAAUAUCUGCAGGUGAUUCCCUUGGGUACCGCUCAUCUAGAAUUUAAUAGUGGCCAGCAACAUUAUACAUGGCGUAAAGUUACUACUACAGUACAUAAUAUUAUAGUCGGAAAGUUGUGGGUCGACCAGAGCGGCGACAUGGAUAUUGUAAAUCAUAAGGAAGGUAUCAAGUGCCAUUUGAAGUACAUCCCGUACUCGUAUUUCUCGAGAGACAGCCAGCGCAAGGUGAAGGGCGUAGUCAUGAAUUCCAACAAGGAAGUCAAAUGGGUAGUGCAGGGUACAUGGGAUUCGAAGAUAGAAAUCGCUCCGGUAAUCAGCACGUCUGGCACCCCCGAUAAUCCAGUUUAUAAGACGGGUCCUUAUAUAUUAGCUUGGAAACGACGUUUGCCUCCUGAAGAUUGUGAGAAAUAUUAUUCAUUCACGGAACUAGCAUGUCAAUUGAACGAGCCAGAAGAAGGUGUAGCUCCGACGGAUUCUCGGCUGAGGCCUGAUCAGCGGUUAAUGGAGGAUGGACGAUGGGACGAGGCUAAUGCAGAAAAAUUGCGUUUAGAAGAAAAACAAAGAGCUGUUAGACGGGCUCGCGAGCACGACGCCGAAAGGGCCGCCGCGCAAGGAUUACCUUACGAGGCGUACGAACCGCUGUGGUUCAAGAAGAAGCAAGAUCCGUACACGGACAGCCGUUGUUUCGUUUAUAAUAGCGAAUAUUGGGAUCAUAAGAGCAGAGGUGACUGGUUGCGAUGUCCAAACAUAUUUUAGUUUGUUAUAUAGAUAGAUUCCAUUGUGUGAUGUGACUUUGUCACAUACACAUGCAGUGUGCAGAGAAAUUUUGGAUCGUUCAAAAGUGACGGUAGCCGAGAUUAGAAGUUGCGACCGUUCGCGGUCGAGACUUUAAAUGCUUAUGAAAUAACGUUGACGUGAUAAUGGGGUUGUUAUGGGAUAUGGUUUAGUAAUUAAUUCUUCCAAUGAAGUGGACGAAACUUGUUGGCAACUCUGACAUGUACAAUGUGUAAUUUGUACUUGCAUGUCAUCGCCAUCGCCUAUUCUUUAACUCUUCUACCUCUCUCUCUUUCCUCUCCCCUUUUCUUCCCCGUCUUUCUUUUCGUCUCUUCUUUUCUCUAGUACUGAAGUAAUAUUUAAUCCAACGUGAUGUUUGAUUAACAUGCGCUUGCGUGCUCUUUUUUUUAAGAUUUUGCGCUGAAUUAAUGAAUGGGCAUCAAUCUUGAAUUUUUCAGUUUUAUUUGUAAGUGCGUUUUAUUAUACAUAUUAGCUGUAUGUAUGAGUUCGUAAAAAAUCGAAACUCUCAGGCAAGUCGAAUGAAUUCCGGAUAUUAUUUUUAGCCUAAAACUGAGAGAUAGCAAUAAGACCGUAUAGAAAAGAAAAAAAACCUAUUGUCAUUAGAGAGGAAGGAUUUCGAAAAGUUACAUGUUCCACUUUAUAAUAUAUUCAGUAUUCUCAACUUAUUUUUAAAUGAAUAUGAAUCUAGUUUUCUAGAAAUUAAUCCGAGUUUAAGUUAUAUCGCACUCAAUCGGUGCUGCUAUAUAUAUACGAAAAUUGUGUGUAUUUUAUUAUUUUUAAUCCAUUAUUGAAAGUAUUUGUGUAAACGCAGAUAAAUGUGCAAUGAGGAAUAGAAUCGAGCCGAUGUUUGACAUGAAUUAAUAUAAAAGAUGCGCUGAUUUUUCUUUUAUAUAUGAUCUUUUACAUCAUUUUUAUAGAAAUAAAGAACAUCUCCAUAUCUUAAGAAGCCAAUUGAACUUCGACACGCAUCGGUAUUUGUAAUUUUUCCCUCGUUGCACACUUUCUGCUUGACCCUAGUGUCACAACAAAGAAAGUCUGAAAAAUAUUCGAAGUGGAAAAAUAAAUCCUGACGUUAUUGUACGUGAAUUUGAAGAUCCGUGCAACUGCACACGUUCAAAGGUUUAUUCAGUGAUUUAUGAAUACGCGCGCGCGAGAAGAUCGACAUUUGUUCAACAUUUUACACACGUAAUAUAAAGCCGACGACGACGAUGAUGCUUCCAAGUUUGGCCAGCGUUGUUCUACGGAAAAAAAAGGAGGAAAAAAAGAAACCAUGCCAUUUCACGUCCGCACAGAUUUCAAGCACGCUAGAAGCUACGCUCCGAAUACUUUGCCGAGCUGUACGCGUCGCAUUAUCACCGAAAUGGAACGACAAGUAGCUAAAUACUCGAGGCGGCGAAUCGAAGACCCCUAAGUGCCGCUCCGCCCGAUUGGAGAAAGACGAAAAUCGGGUAAUCGAGCGUAUUACGAUCGUUUCUUUCUCGAAAUUAUCGCUGUAGCAUAGAGACACACGCGUGCACCCGUAGGCACCCGUGCGAGACCGAAUUUAUAGCGAGUGGAUUCGUGUAUGUACGUAUGUGUUUGUAUGUAUGUAUGCCAGUGUGUGUACAUAUAACGAUUAAUUGAUGAAACUUAUUGUAUAUCCCUCUUACUUAUGAGCACAUAGGCCGUUCCGUUCCGCGAUGUUAUCGAGUACACGGCCGACGUGCACGAGCAUAUCUCGAUGAGCCGAACGGAACGGCUAGCUUGCAGCCAAUGUCUACAAUGAUCAUUACGCUAAGUCCUCUGGCUGUAUUAUAAUUUUAAUAGUUUAUAAUAAUUGAAAUGAUUAUAUAUAAAUAUAUAUAUAUAUUAUACACAUCUGUAUACAUAUAAAUACAAAAAUUAAAUAAUUUAACAAGGUGCGACGAAUGUGUGUGUGUGUAUGUGGGUAUGUGAGAGUAGUGAAGUUGAAUUACUAGCGCUUGUACAUUAGCCAAUUCGUGUGGGGAGAGAGAGACAGAAAAAUAUAAAUAUGCUUCGCUA
Temnothorax curvispinosus is the source of this 5010-nucleotide messenger RNA. It is a transcript of the gene Osbp, whose product is annotated as oxysterol-binding protein 1. Gene Ontology annotation, cellular component: intracellular membrane-bounded organelle; cytosol; membrane. Lineage: Eukaryota; Metazoa; Arthropoda; Insecta; Hymenoptera; Formicidae. Bases 523 to 2949 code for a protein of 808 amino acids. The transcript is spliced from 11 exons. Gene Ontology annotation, molecular function: sterol binding. The record is from RefSeq and is a predicted model, not a curated record.